This is a messenger RNA of Mytilus californianus (California mussel), 1883 nucleotides long. Its product is annotated as actin-5-like. NCBI's taxonomy places the organism in Eukaryota, Metazoa, Mollusca, Bivalvia, Mytilida, Mytilidae. The transcript has 7 exons. Bases 459 to 1592 code for a protein of 377 amino acids. The record is from RefSeq and is a predicted model, not a curated record.
AAAAAAAAGUUAAAGAUGGUAAAUACAUUUCUUGAUCAUAUUUUUAAUAUAUAUACAGUAUCCCAAAAGAAGGUGAACAUUUCAGGUUACUAUACAACAUAUGAGUAAUGUAAAUUUGACGUCAGUCUUUAAAUGCCCUGGCUAAAAAUAGUAUUUCAUACAGGUAAUGGGUUUAUCAUUGUCUAUUUUAAGCUAUUACAGGUACAAAAUGUAUAUUAUAAUUCUAUUUGUAUAUAUAACCGAUGAGAAAUCUCCAUUUGGUAUUGUUUGAUAAUAAUGACUAAGAGUAAAUACAAGCUUACUAAGGUUUUUCUACUAAUUCAAUCCGAGUUCUUGGAAAAAGUCUUCACUGGGUAUAAAUAGGACUAAUUUUUAAAAUUGUUAUCAUAGUAAAAUUGAAGACGAGAGAUUUCGCAAAAGAUACAUAAACAAAUAUCACUAGAAAUAAAAAAGACAAAAUGAGUUUCAACGAAGAUAUCACUGCAGUUAUAAUUGACAACGGUUCCGGAAUGGUUAAGGGAGGUUUUGCCGGAGAUGAUGCUCCAAGAGCCGUGUUCCCCGCAGUUACUGGACGACCAAGAUAUCAAAUGGUAAUGGCAGGCAUGGGAGGAAAAGAUUGUUAUGUUGGAGACGAGGCACAAAGUAAACGAGGUAUACUUUCUUUGAAAUAUCCCAUCGAACAUGGAAUAGUGACUAAUUGGGAUGACAUGGAAAAGAUCUGGCAUCAUACGUUCUAUAAUGAACUGAGGGUGGCACCAGAAGAACAUCCGGUUAUGUUGACUGAAGCACCGAUGAAUCCAAAGGCAAACAGAGAACGAAUGACACAGACAAUGUUUGAGACAUUCAAUACACCAGCAUUUUACGUCGGUAUCCAGGCUGUUUUAUCCCUGUAUGCAUCAGGACGAACAACAGGAAUAGUGUUUGAUGCAGGAGAUGGAGUUUCUCAUGUUGUUCCUAUAUAUGAAGGGUACGCUUUGCCCCAUGCAAUUAAGAGACUAGAUCUUGCUGGACGAGAUUUGACGAACUACCUACAGAGGAUACUUCUUGAAAGAGGAUACAGAUUUACCAGUUCUUCUGAAUGGGAAAUUGUUCGAGAUAUAAAAGAAAAGUUGUGCUACGUUGCCCUUGAUUUCGAAAAAGAACUAGAUGCAUCUGCCAAAUCAUCUCAAGUAGAAAAGAGCUAUGAGCUACCAGAUGGCGGUGUCAUUACCGUUGGAAACGAGCGAUUCCGGUGUCCGGAAGUCCUGUUUAAGCCAUCUUUUACUGGAAUGGAGGCUGCCGGUAUACAUGAGAUGUUACAUAACUCAAUCACGUCAACAGAUAUUGACAUCAGGAGAGACCUGUAUAAUAAUAUUGUCUUGUCUGGAGGGUCAACAAUGUAUCCAGGAAUUGCAGAUAGGCUGAAAAAAGAAUUGGACGCGAUCAUUCCAAAUUCGAUGAAAACAAAAAUAAUUGCUGCCCCAGAACGGAAGUACUCGGUAUGGAUUGGAGGAUCCAUUUUAGGAUCACUUGCUACUUUUGGACAAAUGUGGAUAUCUAAACAGGAAUACGACGAAUGUGGACCCAGUAUUGUUCACAGGAAAUGUUUCUGAUGUUGAUGUAGAUAUACACAACAAUAUAUAGUUGUAUGUGCAAUAAUAUUACGUAUUUGACGGAUUGGACAUAUUUGACCAUUGGGCUUUCGUGUGAAUAAUUGUAAGUGAUACAUUCUCAUUCUUAUUACCACUGUUAUUCUCAUUGUUGUUAUCAUAGUUAUUCUCAUUGUUUAUUGUUAUUCUCAUUGCUAUUUCCAUUGUUAUUCUCAUUGUUAUUAUCUAUUAUCAUUGUUAUUCUCAUUGUUAUAUAUUUGUUAUACAAGAAAUAAAAGUUUUAUAAUCAUAUAA